Salvelinus fontinalis (brook trout) is the source of this 2297-nucleotide messenger RNA. Its product is annotated as calcium homeostasis modulator protein 1-like. The coding region runs from base 946 to 2028 and encodes 360 amino acids. Gene Ontology annotation, molecular function: monoatomic cation channel activity. The transcript has 2 exons. The record is from RefSeq and is a predicted model, not a curated record. NCBI's taxonomy places the organism in Eukaryota, Metazoa, Chordata, Actinopteri, Salmoniformes, Salmonidae.
AUGGGAAACCUGUUACAUCAGUACAACAGAGAAAGGAGUGCAGGUGCCUUCACAGGGAGGGGCCUAGCUGAUGACAGAUGACGUGACCUUGCCUUUGCUUUCUACCAUUCUACAUCCCCAUAGACUGUUCUUGAAGGGUUGAGUGAGCAUCAGAAUCAACAAUAUUCCAAAAGUACCUGGAGAACUAUUUGCCAUACAUUUUCAGCCUUAUCAUCAUUUGAGCUCAAUGAACUUGAACUUGAUUUAAUCAAAGACUACAUACUAGAAAGAGGAGAGUUGGUAUACCAAGAGGUUUGGCAAAGCUGGAGUGUAUCAAGAGAAGUUGAAGAAAUAUUUGUGAUCGUCCAUUUGUUGACUUAUCAUCAUUUGAGAUUAUUUCAUCACCUGUAUACUUGGAAGAGGAGAAAGGCCUAUUGUGACGUAAGUAGCCCUUUUUAUCAGUUACUUAGAUUAUCAAUUUCUCACUGUCUAUUUUGUUAAGUCUUUUUCAGUCUGUUUCAAUAAUUUAUUGCUUGCUGGAAAGAAACUGAACAUUGAUUUACCGGUCAAUAAAAAUAAGUCCUUCUUGAAUGAUUUGUGAGCUCUUCAGACACUCAAACCAUUGAUGUUUCAUUAUAAAGCAGUGGGAGAUUGAUUAAAUUGUUUAGUCAGUACUGCUUGUAAACAACAUCUUCAUUUACUUCUUCGUCUACAUUUUAUGAGUUGCAAAUGUACACAGACACGGGGCUACACGAUUUCUCCAACAUCAAAUGACUGAGUGCCUUUCACAUGUUGGGCCCCGUCACAUUUUUUGUUGUUGUUGAAUUCUAACAUCUGCCUCUGAAGUAUUCAAAUCUGUGGGAAAACACAGAGGCACCACUAUCAAAUUGAUUUCCAUCAACUGGAUCCAUCUUUUUCUACAGAUCUCAGUACAUUUAAAAAGGCACCGCCAGCAGACCAAUCAAGAUGGAUAAGUUCCGUAUGAUGUUCCAGUUUCUCCAAUCCAACCAGGAGUCCUUUAUGAACGGCAUCUGUGGUAUCAUGGCCCUAGCUAGCGCCCAGCUCUACUCAGCCUUCGAGUUUAGCUGCCCUUGUAUCCCAGAGUACAACUACGCCUAUGGGAUUGGACUACUGGUUACCCCACCUAUAUGGUUCUUCCUACUAGGGUUCGUGUUGAAUAACAAUGUUUCGAUGUUAGCUGAGGAGUGGAAAAGACCGACAGGGAAGAGGGUGAAGGAUCCGACGAUCCUUCGUUACAUGUUCGUUUCGAUCACGCAGCGGUCCUUGAUCGCGCCCAUGGUGUGGAUAUCUGUGACUCUUAUGGACGGGAAGAGCUUCCUGUGUGCGUUCAGCGUCAACUUGGACAUUCAUCAGUUUGGGAAUUCUACCCUCAUUGAUGGAAUGACGGAAGUGGAGAUUGUUAAAUUGUUAGCGAAGAUUCCAUGCAAGAAUAUCUUCAAUCAGCCCGAGGUGAUAUCGAGAGAAGCGGCAUCGAGAUAUAUCAAGUGUAUAUCCCAGGCGUUUGGCUGGGUAUUCCUACUGCUGAUGACCUUAGCAGCCUUCAUGAUACGAGCCAUCCGACCUUGCUUCACCCAAGCUGCCUUCCUCAAGACCAAAUACUGGUCUCACUACGUCGACAUCGAACGCAAGCUCUUCGACGAGACGUGCAAGGAGCACGCCAAGACCUUCGCCAAGGUCUGCAUCCAGCAGUACUUCGAGAGCAUCAGCGGCGACAUGCGCAGCUUCCACAAGCACCGGUCAAGCAAAGAUGACAGCGACGACGAUGAUGAUGAUGACAAGAAGAAGAGCGACGAGGACAAGCUUCUCGGGAUCCGCGACCAGGACGAUAUGAAUAAAGUUCUGUGGAAUUGGCACACGUGCAAGCCGCCUCUGGCACUGAGGAAGGAACAGCCGGAUGGAGAAUCCCAUGAAGGGCUCAUACCAAAUGGAGAUGUCCGUGGAGUCAGUGGAGGGCCAAAUGGAUAUGCUAACGGUCACGCUCCCGAUUUGCCCAAGAGGGAAUGGGCGGCAUACUACAGCAAAGUUUGAACAUUUCAAAAGAGGAAAAAGCACCAUUCACUGUAGCAUGGAUAUUAAGCACUGAUUGACUAUUUAGACUGACAAGACUGAUUGUCCUUUAAGAUUUAGACUGUGGUUUAAAGAUAGAAUGAAGUCCUUUUUGUGGUGUGAUCAUUUAUAAUAAUGAACAUUUUGAUGGAGGGCUUAGUUGGAAAUGUUUCCUGGCAUCCAACAUCAAACCCUCCCACAUUGGCACGUUUGUUGUUCCUUGGUUUCAGGAUGGUUAACUGUAUUUUUUG